This is a messenger RNA of Siniperca chuatsi (mandarin fish), 4094 nucleotides long. RefSeq names its product vascular endothelial growth factor C-like. The record is from RefSeq and is a predicted model, not a curated record. Gene Ontology annotation, biological process: sprouting angiogenesis; positive regulation of protein phosphorylation; vascular endothelial growth factor receptor signaling pathway. Lineage: Eukaryota; Metazoa; Chordata; Actinopteri; Centrarchiformes; Sinipercidae. The transcript is spliced from 8 exons. Gene Ontology annotation, molecular function: growth factor activity; chemoattractant activity; vascular endothelial growth factor receptor 3 binding. Bases 1517 to 2731 code for a protein of 404 amino acids. Gene Ontology annotation, cellular component: membrane.
GCCCGUCCAGACUAAAACGCAACCCCGGAGUUCCCAAACGAAAACGGGGCCAGCAGCGUUUCCAAAAGCCGUUUUAGGGUCUCGAAAACGCCGGAGUAGUGUGGACGCUAGGUGUAAACGUAGCAAAACGUAUGCGUUUUAAAACGAAAACGUAGUAGUACGGAUGUACCCAAAGAUGACGAAUGUGUGAGAAAUUGAAGAGUGAUAAGGAACGUGGGAGAAUAAUCUGAUUGCAUAACUGACAGGUUGAACCUUGUUUUUUUGUCUGAGAGGAUGUCUUUUUUUAAAGUUAUAAAAACUAGAGCAAAAAUAACCUCUCCAGUGAAUUUAAAUCACAUAAAAAGAGGAUUGUCAGUGCCAAGGCGCUGCCUGCCUCUGUAGACACUAUAGCCUGCAAUUUCUGGGGAGGAAAGAAACACGAGUGUGCCAGUAUAGUCAGCUAUAACGCACGAAUCAUCUCUUUCAAAUCCUUCACUCCGCCCACAAGAUACAAUCCUUCCAUUCUUGUAUUUUUUUCCCAUUCACUCCACCAGGAUGUCUAUGAGCAGGACGCACAUUCACUCUGUUUGGACACGAACCAAAAGCUGGACACUUUUUUUUAAACCUCCUUCUUUUAAAAAAAAAAGAAACUCCAUUUCGGAACAGGAUUUGGAAUAAGCUCUUCCUCUUUUUUCUCUCUCUUUGAUGCUUUUGUAAGGAUCAGACAGCCUGACAGAAAAAGUUGUGACAGAUUUAGAAAGCGCCAAACCCCCCACCCCCCCCCCAAAAAAAAGUCCAGAGCGAGAGACAGCUUUGCCCCGGAGGUUUCUGAAGAGGAAACAGGAGACAGAUAAAGAGGCAGCCAUAAUCUGAGAGAGAGAGACAGAGACAGAGGAAGGGAAGAGCACAGCUGUUGUGCUGAUGUGAAGAGAAAAUAUAGAUAAAGAAAAGCGAGGAGGUGCACCAGUGUGAAGGGCGAGGAGAAGAGACUGCCGAGGACAACCAAGGCUGGAAAGAAAAAGGGACAUACAUGGGAGAGUCAGCAAAUGAAAGACAGAGAUUGAGGAAUAAUUCCAGUUGAAGGUCAAGAAAGACAGAUAAAAAGGCUAAAAAGACAAAUAGCGAUUUGAAGAAGUGAACAGACACCUGACAUCAAAUUAAACAACAGUAAGAAUGGAGGAGCAGCAAGACAAGAGGAGAGACUUCCUCUGAAGUGAAAGAAAAAGGAGCUGUGUUUGACACGAAGAAGAGGAGACGAUUUCCUCAUCAUGUUUUAUUCAGCUGGUUUCCCAAAUUCAAACAACCUGCGCCGGAAGAGCAACUUCGUCCCAGGAUAGAAUGAAGAGAGGAGCAAAGAGAUACCUGCCGAGUCUGUGAUACCCUCCUGCUCCUCCUUUUCCUCCUCUUCACCUCAGACUCCUCCACCUUCCUCUCCUCCUUCCUUUCUUUCACUUUACAUCCAGCUUUAAAUUCACUAACUCCCUCCUCCUCUAUCCUGAUAUCUCCUGUCCUCUCCCCUCCUCUCCAUCUCCUCACUAUGUGGAUACCAGCUUUGCUCCUAUGGAUUCUUAAUAUCAGCAAUUUGUGCUCAGGACAAGACUAUACGGACUAUUACCAAACUGGAGACAUGGGCACUGAGGCUCCAGUGUUGUCAGAUGACCAGCCCAGUUUGGAGACAGUGACGAGUGUGGAUCAGCUAUUACAGCUUAUAUACCCCGAAUAUAGUUUACUUCAGAACUGCCUGAGGAAGAAAUCAUGGCGCGUCUCCUCUUCCUCCUCUUUUUCCAGCUCCUCAGCGAACCCUUUAGUCCACUCUAAUGAUGAGGAUCUGUGGGGUCAGCCGAGGGAGGAGGCUCUUUACAAAGUGGACGGGACUUUGGGAGUCAUCCUAGAGGAGAUCCAGCGGACCUCAUGCCAGCCCAGAGAGGUGUGUGUUGAGGUUGCCAAAGAAUACCCCGAAUCCACCAGUCAAAUCUAUGUCCCUCGCUGUGUGGCGCUGCAUCGGUGCGGUGGAUGCUGCACCAACGAGGCCUACUACUGCACGAAUACAAGUUACACGCUUGUCAACAAGACACUGAUGGAACUGUCCCCGCCCAGGAUGGAUCGCUCCGUCGUCAUGGUAACCUUCGUCAACCACACUUCGUGUGCAUGCCUCUCUAAGCGGCCACUCCACUCCAUCAUAAGACGAGCCGCAACAGAUCACCUGUGUUCCGCACCCGAAGUUCCCUGUGCCUCGGGGUCAUUAUGGGAUCAAGCGAACUGUGUGUGUGUGUCUACAGAUGCCAUCAACUACUCUGAGACUGAGGCGCUGAACUCAGGUCUGCUGGCUCUCUGCGGGCCCAACAGGGUUCUGGAUGAGUCCACCUGCGAGUGUGUCUGUCGGAAUGGACUCACAGAGGACAGAUGCAAUCCAGGCUGGAAACUGGACCACAACACUUGUGAAUGCCAGUGUGAAGGUCAAGGUGAGGGGAAGUGGUGCCCGACAGGCCAGCGGUGGGAUGAGGAGCUGUGUGGCUGUGUGUGCGCUGCGGAGUGUCCCGGGAAUCAGCCCCUGAACCCAGACACCUGCCUGUGUCAGUGCAGAGAGAGUCCACAGUCGUGUCUGCGGCAGGGCAAGAGGUUCAACUCCAACACCUGCAGCUGUUACAGGUUACCUUGCAGAAAGCCCAGACCUGUGUGCCAGACUGGUUUUUACUACAUCCACCAAGUCUGCCAGUGCAUCCCCAACCACAUGAGGCUUGAGUGGAAAUAGCCAAUCACAUGCAGACAGAGACUGCAGAUGCCGCCAUUUAUUGCCUUUCAGCAUGAGGCUAGAAACCGUUUGGCCUGAAACAAAGGAGCAAGAGCCUCUUGACAGGAGGGCAGGAAGGUGGAACUACACAUUUACAUGUAAUGGAUUACAACAGACCACAAGCAGCACUUGGAGGAGUUUAAUUAAUUCUGUCUGUGCUCUGACACAAACGAGGAUGGGAGUGCUUCCCAGUGAAACAAAUAGGUCAAAACAGCCACCCUUAUGCAGUAAAACUUGUAAAAGUGGAGUAAUCUCAGCCAAAGAGAGAAACUGAGGAGAGAUAUUUGACUCUCUGGGACUUUUCCCCAACACUAAUAACAUGAGCCUGACUGGAAGCAACCAAUCACACCUGGAUACUGCCUAAAAGCACGACAGCAAGGGGCGGGAUGGACCAAUCAGACUCUGAGCCAGCGUUCAUCCCAGCUGCAACGUGUUUGAGCAAGAUAUUCAACCACCGACCUGCUGCAGAGACACUGCUCAAAUGGAAAGUGGAAUAAAAUAAUAACAGACCAUGCUUUUUUUUUUUUUUUGGCAACUUCACACUUUGGCAGCCAUGAGUCAUGAGAUAUUUGAGAGUUUGAAGGAUUUAUUUUGCAGAACUCAUGUAAUGUGAUGUUGCCAGGGCCUGAUAGGUGGAAAAGGUGACAGUAUCUUUUGGUUUUUGGCGUAGCUUCCCUCAGCCUUCUCAUUUUUUUUCUAAGCGAGUAGAGGUUUAUUGCCAGACCCUGUUCAAUUAAACGUUAAUUUCAACACUCCCAAACAGCUAUUAUAUCCUCCAGUUUCUACUUGCCUCUACUGUAGUGCUGCUCUUUGAAGAUUUCACUCAUACAUGGCUGAAUCCAAUCACAGUUGACUGUAACACUUGGAUACAGUUCUUGAUCUUCUGGUAAUUUAACUUUACACACUCUACAUAAUAUUAUUUGUAAAUAUUUAAAUUUUCUUCAUAUUUAAAGCUGAUAUUUUGAAGAUGGAAUCAUGUUUAGUUGUAAAAUAUGUAUUUAAGUCACUAGCAUAACUAAAUAUUGUUUUGAAACUAUUUACAUGUCUUUGUACUCCAGCAGUUUUAAUUAUUAUGGAUAAUUUGAAUUGUGUUUUUCAUUGUCCAUUUUGCCUGCACUGCGAAAGAUUCAUUUUAACAGCUCAUUUAGACACCUAUACAGCUUUGAAAAAAUAAUGAUUUUAGGGCUCAAAAACACACGAAAUGUUGGGAUGAAGUUUUAUUGCAGAAAUGAUUAUAGUGUUUGUGUUAUAUUUUAUCAUGCUACUAUUAAAUAUUUAAAGUAGUUUUGAAGUAGCCUACUGAUUAAAAUCCUUUUCAGACUGA